UUGCCGAACGAUCCCCGAGCGCUGCCGAAUGACGGCCGAGAGUUGCCGAGGGAGCGCCGAGCGCUGCCGAGCGUGCCCCGAGCGUUGCCGAGCGACGCCCGAGAGUUGCCGAGCGACUCCCGAAAGUUGCCGAGCGAGGCCUGCAGCCCCGCCGAGCAGGUCGGGAGAGCCGUGAAGCGGCUGAGAGGAAGCCGGGCCCCGUGGCGCGGGGCGGCGAGUGAGGCGUGUGCGGGGCGGUUGUGCAGCCGGGCUGUCCAAGCCAUGAUCGAAGUGUUGGCCAAGCUGGGCCGUGGGCCUGUCUUUCUGGCAGGGGAGGUGCUGGAGUGCGUGAUCACUUUCACCAACCCAUUGUCGGCCUCCUCUACCUCCGCCAGCAGUGAGAUGCUGGCGUGGGCCAGCGCCCAGAUCCACUGCCAGUUCCACACCAGCGAGAACCGGGUAGCACUCCCUCCUUCUGACGGCAUCAAGCACGAUGUGCAAGCAGAGAAUGAGACAGUCUUCGUCCCCAAUAGAGGAGAGCGGGGUCAGUGUAUCCUGUCCACACCACCAAAAAUUCUCUUCUGUGACUUGCGACUGGAUCCUGGAGAGUCAAAGUCAUAUUCAUAUUGUGAAACGCUGCCCAUAGAUGGCCCUCCCUCUUUCCGGGGACAGUCAGUGAAGUACGUGUACAAGCUGACCAUAGGCUGCCAGCGCGUCAACUCCCCCAUCAAGCUCCUGCGUGUUCCUUUCCGUGUCCUUGUGUUGCAUGGGCUCAAGGAUUACCAGUUCCCACAGGAUGAGGUUGUUGCACCUUCAAAUCCUUUCCUGGAGGAGGAGGAGGGCUUGAAGAAAGACUCUCGCCUGGCCGACCUGGCGACAGAACUGCUCAUGGUGGCCACCUCGCGACGCAGCCUGCACCUGUAUAACAUCAGCAACACUCGUGGGAAGGUGGGGACAUUCUGCAUCUUUAAGACGGUGUAUAAGAUCGGAGAGGAUGUCAUUGGGACCUUUAACUUCUCGGAAGGAGACAUCCCAUGUCUGCAAUUCUCAGUGAGCCUGCAGACAGAGGAGAGCAUCCAGGAGGAGUUCCAGCGCCGGCGGGGACAGCCUGUCUCCUUCAGCACGCACGCCCGCCAUCAGGAGGCCUGCCUGCACACCGCCCAGAGCAGCUUCAGCCUGCCCAUCCCGCUCAGCUCGACCCCGGGAUUCACCACCAACAUAGUGUCCCUGAAGUGGAGGCUGCACUUCGAGUUUGUGACCUCCGGGGAGUCCUCCGGGACGUGCUUGGUUCGUGGGAGCCAGUCAGAGGCUGUCACCUGGGCUGGGGUGGAGCAGAUCGGAGUGGAUACUUUCAGCUGGGACUUGCCCAUCAAAGUCCUUCCCACCAACCCCAUCCUGGCCUCCUACGUAUCUCAGUUCUCCAGCACUAACUCCAUCACCAUCUGACGUGGGGAGAGGUGGUAGGGUCCUGUGAUGCUGCAGGCAAGCGUCGCUGGCAGGAAUGGCAGCAGGACUGUUACUGGCGUGCUGCAUGCCUGCUCCCUGAUGUCCCCUUGGGUUCAUCUGCAGUGACCAGGUGGGCACCAGGUGAGUCUGUGCCACCUGCAGGUGGAGGAUCCAUGCCCUUGCUGUAGCGUCCUGUGCUGCAGCUCUUGGCUGGGAGCUGGCCCCUUCCUGCCUCGGUGAAGGCGUGAGUCCCAGCACUCACCAAAAGCAAAUCUGCCACAUGAGGAAUGGCCCAAUGUGCCUUCACCCCAUGAAGGGCUUCUAGGAAGGAAGGACCCAGCACAGGGAAAGGAGGGGGUACUUCUUCUAGUGAAGCCCCGUUAUUAGCCUUGAGUGAAGACUGUGCCCUCUGAGGCCCCACAAGCAGAGGUAAGGCAUGCUGGCCAUGUGGACCAGCUGGGAGCCAGCUCUCUUGCCCUGGCACACGUCCUGCCCCUUGUGAGAUGUGUCUCAUGUCCACAGCCCGGCACACCAGUUCCCCUCGCCUAGGGCAGGCAGGUCCUGACAGACCCACCCUGCGCCACCGGUAUGUGCUGGUGUCCUGGAUGUCACCACAUUGAUGUGGCAACACAAUUGUGAUGAUCCAAACUGAGAAGCACCGAGCACCUCGGCUGUUUCGUGGCUGCGCUCCUGGGUGUGAAGGCAUCCUGCCGGUCUUGGGAUCCCUGGGGGGCUGGCGUGAAUGCAUGCUGUGCGUUCAAGAGCUGGGGUGCAGGUCUCGUUGCUAAACAGCUAACUCUCCAUUUCUAUCAAACCUUUCAAAGAGUUUUCCUCUUUGCAUGGAAAUCUAAUAAACAUCUGAAUGUGAAAAA
Molecule: messenger RNA, 2297 nt
Organism: Columba livia (rock pigeon)
Lineage: Eukaryota; Metazoa; Chordata; Aves; Columbiformes; Columbidae
Gene: RGP1
Product: RGP1 homolog, RAB6A GEF complex partner 1
Exons: 9
Coding region: 262-1425 (387 amino acids)
Biological process (GO): retrograde transport, endosome to Golgi
Cellular component (GO): Golgi membrane; Ric1-Rgp1 guanyl-nucleotide exchange factor complex
Source: RefSeq, a predicted model, not a curated record